Molecule: messenger RNA, 2517 nt
Organism: Lodderomyces pseudojiufengensis
Lineage: Eukaryota; Fungi; Ascomycota; Pichiomycetes; Serinales; Debaryomycetaceae
Exons: 1
Coding region: 1-2517 (838 amino acids)
Molecular function (GO): protein binding
Source: RefSeq, a predicted model, not a curated record
AUGAUGGAACAAUUGAAUGAUUUACCACUUUUACCUAUCGAAAUAAUUCAUAAAAUCAUCAAUAAUUUAAUCACAAUUCCUAAUUCACAAUAUCCUUUUCAAUAUAAUCAUAUCAAUUAUUUAUUAAAUCUUCCAAUAAUAAACACUUAUAUAGCAGAAUUUAUUUAUCCGAUAUUAGAAAUUGAUUCAAAAAGUUAUUUUAGAAAAUCAUAUAAGUUGAAUAAUAGCGAUAAUGAAAAUAAAGAAAUUACAAAAAAAUUUAGAUCAACUUAUCAAUUAAUUCGAUUUUUGAAAAAAUUAAAAUAUAUACCUAAUAAAAUUAAUUGUAAUUUAAAAGAAGCAUUGGAACUUGUUGAAUCAGAUUUGUUUCAGCGUGAUACUACGUUAUUAAAUAAAAUUAAAUUCGAAAUAUCAAUUGAUGAAAAUGAUGAUUUGGAAUCAAUUCGUCGAUUUAUAAAGUUCACACCUAAUGCGUAUAAGUUGAAUUUGAUAGGAGAAACAAAGUUUGAUCAAGAGCUAUUGAUCAAUCUUAGUCAUCUAGAUUUGUGUUACGAUUGCAACUACUGGCUAGAGUUACCAUCAACUUUACAAAGUCUUACUAUCUUCAAUUCUACUUUUCAUAAAUAUCAAGCACCCAAUAACCUAAUCAAAAUAAAAUUAAUCAAUACAAACCCAAAUAUAAUCCACCUACCAACAACAAUUAAAGAAAUCCAAAUAGAAGAAUUAAAGGUAAAUAUACAAAACAUACAAUUAUCUCAAUAUCACUUCCUAAAGCUGUUCUCAUACAAAGGUAAUUUAGAUUCUAAAAGAAUUUUACAAUUAUCAAAAUUUGAAAUACCUUAUACAAUAGAAAAUUUAUCAAUUCAAUGUUCAAACAUAUAUGGAUUAGAUAAUAUCUUAAAAUAUGAAAAAUUGAAAAAAUUAAAAAUAAUAGAUUGUCCUAAUUUAUCAUUAUUUUUCAAAUAUAAAUUCCCAGAUAAUUUAGAAGAAUUGGAAUUUAGUUUUAUAAAUUGUCAAUUAAUUAUACCAAGAGAAAAUUUCUUUAUAUCUGAUUUUUUAAUACCUAAUGAUUUUUCACCAUUACAAACUUUUCAAGAUAGAUCAGGUAAUUAUUUAUUAGUUGAUAAAGAUUUUAAAUUACCUUUACUGUUAAAAAAAUUAAUUUUAAAAAAUUUAAGUUAUGUUUGUUUAGGUAUUGAAUUAUAUUUACCAAAUUUAAAAGAAUUAUAUUUAAAAAAUUUAUCAAAUUAUAAAAUUGAAAAAAUUUUGUAUAAUAGUCAUCAUAAUUUACCUAAGUUAAAUAAAUUAACUAUAUCAAAUUGUGGAAUUGAUGAAAUUAGAGAUGUUAAAUUCCCUCCAAAUUUAACAUUUUUGGAUUUAUCUCAAAAUAGAAUUAAAUUAAUUAAAGAUACAAAUUUGAAACAAUUACGGAAUUUAAAAAUUAUUUCAUUUUUUAAACAUUCUUUUUCAACAAAUAAUGAUUUUGAAAUUCCAACUGUUUUAAAUGAAUUAGAUUUAAGUUUUAGUUUUAUGAGAGAAUUUAAUUUUCAAAAUUAUCAAAAUUUGUUUAAUUUAAAUAUAAAUAUAAAAAAUGAUUUUAAUUGGAAAGAUUUACCACCAAAUUUACAAUUUAUUAAUAUAAUUUUUCAAGGUUCAAAAAUAAAUGGUAGUUUAUCAACUUAUAAAAAUUUAAAAUCAAUUGAAAUAAUAUCAUGGUUUAAAAGAUGUGAAUUUGAUAAAAAUUGUUUUUCAAAAUUUGAAGAAUUAAAAAGUUUACAUAAUUUAUCAUUACUGGGAGUUAAUUUAAAUAAUAUUGAUCUCAAACUACCUUCAAAUUUAAGAAAUUUAAAUAUUAUACAUUCAAUAAAUGAUAAAAAUCAUAAUUCAUUUAAUUUAAAAGAUUGUCAAUUGUUAGAAUCAAUUAAAUUAUCAAAUUUAAAUUUCAUUAAUGAAUUUAAUUUUAAUGACCUACCAAUAACUUUAGAAAAAUUAGAAUUAAUUAAUAUUCAAUUUAAUGAAAUUUCAGGUAAUUUAAAUCACUUGUUAAAUUUACAAUUAUUAAAUUUAACUAAUUCAUUUAAUGAAACACUACAACUUCGUUUAAAUUUCCCCAAAUCAUUAAAUAUUUUAAUUUUAAAUUUUAAUCAAUUAGAUUAUAUUUAUAUUUUAAAUAAAAUUAUAAAUUGUCCAAAUUUAGAAAGUUUACAUUUAAUAAGAAGUUCAAUAAUUUCAAAAUCUUUUCAUAAUCUUACCCCCCUAGAAAAACAACAAUAUAGUAUAAAUCAAUUUGAAUCAUUCACCAAAGAAAAAUAUUUUAAUGAAUUUGGUAUAACUAAAGAAAUUAAAUUACUUAAUAAUAUUUUUAAAUUAACUUAUUUAUCAACUCCUUUAAAUUUUUUUAUUUAUGAUAUUUUAAAAAAUUGUAAAAAAUUAAAAGAUAUUUAUCUUGUUGAUACUAUUGCUAAUUUAUUACAAAGUGGAUUUAAUAAUGAUAUAAUUAAAGGUGAAUAUCAAUAG